Lachancea mirantina is the source of this 2241-nucleotide messenger RNA. NCBI's taxonomy places the organism in Eukaryota, Fungi, Ascomycota, Saccharomycetes, Saccharomycetales, Saccharomycetaceae. The record is from the annotation of a GenBank genome assembly.
AUGACGAAAAUUACAACUAAUGAGUUUAGUGGCCCUGCGUUCCGGCCACAGCAGUUUAUUUCGCGUGAAAGAGCCGAAAAUCGGCUCAAGACCGACGAAAUUAACGUUUUUCUCGAAAAUGAUCCUCGCAAUGCCAAGUUGGUGCAAGAUAUCACUACUGAGGUGUCAACUGACCCCGUUUUGAAAACCGGUACGGAUUUUUACGACAUGUCAAAGGCACAGCACCGGGAAGUGACCGCGCGCAAAAUUGCAAGAAUGGCACUUUAUAUGGAACAAGAUGUCAAAAUGGCCAUGCAAGAAUACCGCACGGAUAUCGUUAAGGAACUGCAAACCAACGACGAAACGCCCACGUUGACGAGCAAAGAUUUGUCCGUUUUUGACAAGCGCUUGUCCAUCAUCUCCAAUCAGGACCCACAACUUGGAACCAGAAUAGGUGUUCAUUUGGGUUUGUUUGGCAAUUGUAUUCGGGGUAAUGGAACCAAUGAGCAAAUUCGAUACUGGUUGCAACAAAGAGGUACACUUUUCAUCAAGGGUAUUUACGGUUGUUUCGCAAUGACAGAAAUGGGACAUGGUUCCAAUGUGGCACAAUUGCAGACAAGAGCUGUAUACGACAAAAAAACUGAUACUUUUGUCAUUAAUACCCCGAAUCUACCCGCUACGAAAUGGUGGAUUGGUGGUGCCGCACACUCCGCUACUCAUGCGACCGUUUACGCAAGAUUGAUUGUCGAAGGGAAAGAUUACGGUGUGAAGACUUUUGUAGUACCCCUCAGGGACCCAGAAACUUUCCAAUUACUCCCAGGUAUUUUCAUUGGAGAUAUUGGGGCUAAGAUGGGUCGCGAUGGAAUUGACAAUGGCUGGAUUCAGUUCAAAAACGUCGUGAUCCCCAGAGAAUUUAUGCUCAGCAGAUUUACUAAGGUUAUUCCCUCUGAGGACGGGGUCCGUGUCGCCACAGAACCGGCUUUAGAUCAAAUUUCUGGUUAUAGUGCUCUGCUCAGUGGCCGUGUGAACAUGGUAAUGGACUCUUACCGUUUUGGAGCCAAAUUUGUGACUAUUGCUACACGUUACUCCGUAGGUAGACAACAGUUUGCUUCCAAAUCGGGUGAAGAUAGUGGCUUUACCGAGGAAACUCAAUUGAUGAAUUAUCCUCUGCACCAAUACCGUGUCUUGCCCCAUUUGGCUAUCGUGUACUUGAUUGCACCAGCGGCAUACAACGUGAUGAACACGUAUCAUAACACAUUGGAUCAAUUGUACAAGGUAUCUUCUGGUGGUAGCAAGAAACAGUUGAAACCCGUGAGCGACAAGCUAAAAGACCUUUUCAUCGAUAGCGCAACUUUGAAGGCCACCAACACCUGGUUGGUAGCCACCUUGAUUGAUGAGUUACGGCAAGCCUGUGGCGGCCAUGGGUAUUCGGCUUAUAACGCUUUUGGGAAAGGUUACAACGACUGGGUCGUGCAAUGUACUUGGGAAGGAGACAACACGAUUUUGUCGCUAACGUCUGCUAGAAGUAUCUUGAAGAAAUUCGCAGAUUUGUCAAAGGGCAUUUCUCAAACUGGACCCUCAUUCAGCUAUAUGUCGAUGCAAUUCGUGCUAGGAGUGAUUAAAAACUCAAAAGCUGCCAAACUCGACACAUUGGCGGAUUACUCCGAGGUUUGGGGCAUUAUGUUAGUCAAGAUUUUACACCAUUGCGUUACAGUCAUGGGCAAGACGAAAGACUCAGAUUCUAUUGCCAAAUACUUGGUUUUGAUUUCCAAAUUCCAUGCGUUCCAUACCAUGUUACAAGCAUACAGCACCAAAUUGUCUAAACCCAAGACAUCGUUCGUUACCGACGAAACGACGAAUGAAGUAUUAUGGAAGCUUUACCAGCUGUUCUCUCUGUAUUUCAUUGACAAACACUCGGGCGAAUUUUUGCAAUUCAAAGUUUUCUCACCGGACCAAAUCUCGCAACUAGUCCAGCCUCAACUGUUCAAGCUAUUACCUGAAGUCCGCCAAUAUUGCAUCUCUUUAACGGACGCAUUCAAGAUCCCGGACGCCAUGCUCAACGCCCCUAUUGGCUAUUACGAUGGUGACAUUUACAACAACUAUUUUGACGAAGUCGUCAAGAACAACCCUCCGGAACCCAAUGGACCGGGUAAACCCAGCUACCAUGAACUCUUGACCACCAUGCUUACAAGAGGCUUUGAAUCGGACGGCAGGGUUGUGGGCAGCCAGAACCCUCAGAUCCUAUCAAAGCUCGGUAAAUGA